UCCUAUAACUAUUUUAAUAGUUAUAUUGUAUGCAAUUUACAGAUAUUAUACAUCAAAAUGUAUGUAUUGGGAGUCGCAAGGAGUACCGACAGCAUCGGUAAGUCUAUGGACACGUAUGACCAGAUCCAUAGGCGAUUGGGAACAGGAGUUAUAUGGAAAGUAUGGCAAAUGUUUCGGUAUCUAUGAACUGAACCGUCCGGUACUCUAUCUGUCGGAACCCGAUUUGAUUCGCGAUGUUUUAGUUAAAGAUUUUCAUAGUUUUCAAAAUAGACGGGAUUACUCUACCGGUGCCGACAAAAUCAUCGAAAAAGUGGUCAGUCUUAACAGGGAUGACGACUGGAAACGUAUCCGUACUAUAAUAUCGCCGACAUUUACGGCCGGAAAACUCCGUAAAGUUAUGCCAUUAAUCACUGGUUGUAUGGAUAAUAUGGAUAAAUAUUUGGAUACUGUAUCCAAAAACGGUAGCUCAGGUGCUGGUAGUGAUUUGAAACUACUGUUCGGGGCCUACAGUAUGGAAGUCAUAAUACAGGUAGCAUUCGGUACCCGAGUUGAUACCCUAUUUGAUAGGGACAACCCGUUCAUCGGUAACGCCAGCAAACUGUUUAGUACGGAUUUCAGUCUCCGAUUGCUUACGAUUAAUAUGUGGCCCGAAAUGGCCAAACUAUUACGGUUGCCGUUAGUCGAUAAAUCGGUGACCAAAUUUUUCAGGGAAUUUACUCAGAAAAUUAUUGCCGAUAGACUAAGUAGUGGACAACAAUUGUCGGAAAUUACUGCCAAACGGACCGACUUUUUACAGUUAAUGUUAGACACGAUGACAGCCACUGAUGAUAAUGACAUCGACAACAACAAACCACCGAUGACUACAACCAAUGAUAAUAAUACUAAUAAUUUUGAUAAAUAUCUGACAAACGAUGAACUAAUAGCUCAGUCGAUCAUAUUUUUCAUCGCCGGCUACGAGACAACUGCCAGUGCUUUGUCUAUAAUAACCUAUUUGUUGGCCAAACAUCCCGAUUGUCAGCAGAGACUGUACGAUGAAAUCGAUGAUUACUAUAGACAUCAUAAACAGUCGGACACCGAUUACGAUGUAUUGCUAUCCAUGAAAUAUUUGGACGCCGUCUUCAAAGAGUCUCAACGCCUGUAUCCGGGCGUAUCGUUUGUGGAACGGGAGGCCAACCAGGACUACACAUUGAACAACCAUACGACUGGCCACCAACAGAGAUCCUCCGGUGGUAUAACCAUACGCAAGGGUCAAGUAGUUCACAUACCUGUCUAUUGUAUACAUCGCGAUGAGGCUAACUAUCCCCAGGCCGACCAGUUCCUGCCCGAUCGGUUUCUACCGGGCAAUCAAUUAGGCCAACAUCAUCAUCCCUAUACUUAUUUGCCGUUUGGUGCCGGACCACGUAUUUGUAUUGGUAUGCGAUUGGCCGUUAUUGAGGCCAAACUAGCACUGGUCAAUGCCGUCUACAAGUAUCGGUUUUUAGAUACCGGGAAACCCCUUGAGUUUUAUGACGGUUUGUUAGGCGUUAUGACUCCUAAGCAAGUGUUUGUUAGGGUUGAAAAACGUCCCGAAAAUUAA
Molecule: messenger RNA, 1576 nt
Organism: Oppia nitens
Lineage: Eukaryota; Metazoa; Arthropoda; Arachnida; Sarcoptiformes; Oppiidae
Product: cytochrome P450 3A6-like
Exons: 6
Coding region: 62-1576 (504 amino acids)
Molecular function (GO): heme binding; iron ion binding; steroid hydroxylase activity
Source: RefSeq, a predicted model, not a curated record